Molecule: messenger RNA, 11235 nt
Organism: Symbiodinium necroappetens
Lineage: Eukaryota; Dinophyceae; Suessiales; Symbiodiniaceae
Source: the annotation of a GenBank genome assembly
AUGGCCGUUGAUGGCGAUGAGCAGGAGGAGCCUGGCAAAGCUGAUGCCACCUGCGAGGGCCGGGGGCCUUCUGCAGCCGAAGCUGUAGACAAGCAGCCGGCCCCGACUGCCGGCGAAGCCGCCACAGGUGAAGGCACUGAUCGAGGGCCAAAACCCAGUCCAGCACCAAAGCGCCAGCGUGUUGCGCAGUGGGAGGAAAUCGAUUGUGGGGCGGCGGGGCACUGCUUCUACAACUGUGUCACCGCGGGCUUCGUCCUCAAGACCACGCGGACCGCCUUCGAGGACAUCAAAGGUGGCUUAAAUGCCAAGGGGCGUGGCCUGCGCAGCCGCGUGGCCUCCUACAUUCAAGGGCACGAGGAGCGGUUCAAGCCGUACUUUGAGCCUAGCUGUGUGAGCCCCGACUCGGCCGACCCGGAAGCCGAGGCGGCUCACCUUCUCAUAGUUGCGGAUGGAACCCCCCCAGCCACAUGGCAGCAGUACCUAGAGGCUAUCUGGCGGCCUGCCAGAUGGGCCGAUGAAAUCAGUUUUCGGGCGGCUGCUGCCUUGCUGGGAAUUUCCUUGCAGCUGGUGUGCGGUAGUUUGGAUAAGCCUGAACAGGUGCUUUCCUAUGUUAACCCUAAGUCGGCAAUUACCCUCUACCUGCGAUACUCCCUUGGGCACUACACUCUCCUUCUUCCGAGGGGAGACAAGUUGCCUGACUACAUCCGCCAGGAGGCCGUUGCACAAACUGCCUCUCAGACUUUUGCCCCCCGCGGGGGAGGCAAACGGCAGCUAAGCACUGUGUGCCUUGGCCUUGGCGCCAUGGAUGAUUCCUGGAUCCCUGCACAUGUCUCCUCCGAGGAAGAGGGUGCACCACGGAAACCUGCCACAUGCCCUGACAAGCCAAGGCCAUCACCCGCCGGGAGCAUGGGCCAACGUACUCAUCAUGCCGGCUCAGCCAAGAGCCAGCCAUGGCAACGCAAUGACAAAGGCAAGCGCCGGUCCUGCCAACUCGCAAAGCAGCGCAGCCAGCGCAUGAAGGGCAUCUCCCUUGCAGUCAGCAAGGCCCGCCAAAAGCACUGCACGGUCGGCCGACGCAAGCAGUGGACUUGCAAUGUCUGUGACGUGGUGGUCAAAGCAGGUUCCAUGAGACAGCUCUCGAUAGGCCGAUAUGGACACAUCAAGCGAGUGCAUCCGCGAGUGCCGCUCGACCGGUUCACUGACGUCCGGGCGUUCAUUCCGGUGACGCCGACCGUCUUGGACUUGGACCAGCCUGCCUGGAUGUGCGCAUGGUGUCACACUUUCUUGCCAAGAUUGGACACACCGUAUGCUUUGACCAAGUCAGCCAAAGCCCAUCUUCAGUGCUGUGACCUCGCUCCCGAUGGGGUCACCCUGUCACAAAACCUCAGGGAAAUAUUGACGGCUGAAGGCAUCGAGCCUCCGGCCCGGGCUGCCGAUCUGUGCCAGACCUUUGGGAGGAAGAUAGACCUUGGGCAAUACAGGCCGGCCGCCAAGGAGCUCAAGGAACUGACUGCAGAGCGCCAGCGGGAUACCUCACUGCCAGUGCGCCGCGCCCUGGCGAGCCGGCGCUGCGUCAUGGGCGGCAGCCAGCAAGCACAGGACAAGAAGGGGCGGGGCGCUUCCCAGGCGUCAGCCUCAAGCGCCCCCGGCGAGGCGAAAGGCCAUUUCCACCACGCCCUGCGGCCUGCAUCGAGGGGAAUGGCUCCAAGCAAAGACCUCACCACGGAAGCCAGUCAUCGAUUUCGUGUGGCGCUCAAGCCCCCUCCUCAGGACGGCGGCUGGGUGCGAGACCUUACGGCCGAGAACAUCGAGCCCAACCCCGGGCCAUCCACAACUGCCUCCCGAAGGCUGAGUGUGACCACCUGGAAUGCACAGGGUCACCGCAACAUUUUCGAAGCUUUGGCGGUCAUGCUCUUUCGCGGAGCUGACGUGGUCUUGCUGCAAGAGGUCAACCUCUCGGUCGAGAAGCGCAAGGAGAUCAUCAUUGCAGCCUCUGCCAGGGGAUAUCACUCGUUUUUCUCCGAGUCCACGGCCGGCACCGACAGCACGGGUCGGGAACUGCACCGAGGAGGCCUCGCCGUGCUGGCAAGGCAAGAGCUACCCGCUCGACAGGUGGGGAAUGCAAGGGUCAACGGCGUCUUUGAGACUCUGUGUGUGCGGCUUGGAUGCUUUGGCCUCCUUGUCAACUGCCACCUCAAGCCGCGAGGGGAUUGGCAACAGUGCAGGGUACACUUGGAAGAGCUCCAACAAUCUGAGGACCAUGUGCUGCUUGGGGGUGACUUCAACCUUCUCCCCACCGAGGUGCAAGUUGCCGGUAUGGGCCACCCUACGGCGCCCCGCGACAGCCAAGGACACUACAAGCCCACUCGGGUCGACGGGCAUCGUUGCAUCGACUUUUUCCUCGGCAAGAGUGUUGACCUAGCCGAGGCCCAGUGUGACUGCGAAACGUUGAGCGACCAUUUGCCUGUCAGUGUUGCCAUCACUGUGCCUUGUGAGACACGGGAGCAGCUCCUUCAGCUGCGCCCCACCACCUUUUACGGGUUACCUCGAGAAGCCACUGCUGAGGAGUUCACCCAGGGGCAACACGAGUUUUGGCAGCAGCAACCAAUGCUGCCGGACCAGGGUGACACCGAAGCUGAGUGGCAGUGGUUCUGCCAAACAGCCGAACAAGCCUGCCGGCACGCCACUGCCAAGUACGAGAGCAUCCGCGAUCCCCCUCACCGCCGGCCCAAAGGAUCCGGGUAUAGCACCAUUGAUCGUGCUGCCAUCAACCGAGGCGGCUCUGAGGCACAUGCUUUUCAGAUGCGUAGGCUGCUCAAGCUGCAGGGGAGAGUACGUGAGUGGCAGAGGCAAGCACGCCUCGGCACUGACACCACGGUGCUCAAAACUUGCGUGCGGCGCACUUGGCUGCAGCAGUGCGGCGAGCUCCCUGAGUCCCCUGCUGAGGCGGAACAUGCCAUCACUGCCAGCGUUGCCGAGGUCCAGGCCACUCAAGCCCGGGAAGCCAUCCACAGAUGGCAGCAAAGCUUGGCCACGCGCGGCAAAGAAGCUACCCGUUGGCUUAAAGGCAAAAAACGCCGCAUUACUGGCGUCACCGGCACGGUACCAGGGCAACCUCAGGGGGUGCUCUCGACAGCUGCCAGCCUCGAGCACAUCCAUGCCUUCUGGAUGAAGAUCUGGGAACGACCCGGGGUGCAGCACAGCCAGGCUCUGCAAGCUUGGCGUAGGCACGGGCUGCAUAGACGGUGCGACUUUCUGGCCUCACAGGUGUGGAAGCCAGAGGCCUUGCAACGUGCCGCUGCCGCCAAAGCUAGUUCGGCUCACGGCGUUGACGGCUGGAGGGGCGAUGAGGUCAAGUAUUGGCCUAAAGCCGCGUGGACCGUCUACUCCACUCUCCUGUGUCGCUGGGCCGCUCGAGGGCGGUUUCCUGCGGCUUGGCAGGCCAUGCGGCAGGUCCAGGUGCCCAAAGCUGAGGCGAACGACCUCACAGGUGAGAUCGCGGCCAGUGACCUACGGCCGAUCGUUGUGAUGUCGAUCUUGUGGCGAAUUGCUUCCUCGACGGUGGCAUCCAGCCCCCAAGUUCAGGCCUGGCAGCAAGAGGUUCUCACUCCUGAACAAUUUGGCGGCGUGCAUGGCAGGCAUAUCCACCACGGCAUUGGCAAGCUCGCUGGCCCACAUGCUCGCGGCCUGCCACUCACCAGCUUGGAUUAUGCAAAGUGCUUCGACUAUGUGCACCCACAGCUUGCUUGCGACGUGCUGGCAGCAGCAGGUCAGUGGACACAAGGUCGAGGCCUCGCUCCCCCAAGGCGACGGCCUUGCGCCCUUGCCCUCAACGUGUUGAUGUCAGCGCCAAGCCGCCAGAUUGCCGACAGGUUUGGGGAUAGGCUCCAGCAAUGCAUCUUCCUCGACGACAGAGCAUUCACUACCGAGGCCCGCCUGGUCCCGGAAGUCCUACAAGCUUGGCAGUGGUGGUCAGAGCAGUUUGGCCUUCGGGAAAACAGCGGCAAACGGGCCAUCGUGUGCAGCCGAGGCCCCGCCGUGGAAGCACUGCGCAGGGACGGCCUAGGCCAGUGGCUCAAGGACUUCACUUCGAGCCCAGCGGUGCCACGCGUCACCAGCGCCAGCCGCUUCGCCGAAGCGCUGAGGCUCGGCCGGAAGCUGCUCGCCAGGAGCAUAGCUUUGGAUGUCCGUCGUGACCUCUGGAGAACGCGAGUGGUGCCAUUAGCCGCAUGGGGCCACCUUUUCACGGCGCCGGCCCAGGAGGACCUGAAAGAGUUCCGUACGCUCGGCAAAGCUGUCCUCUACAGCCACAGGGCAGCAAGCGUGCGCCUUCAGCGCUUGCUUGAGGGACACAACAUGGACCUCGCGUUUCAGUCAGGCAUGCAUGCGCUCCGGAGCCUUCACUCUAGCCUGCUCUGGAAGGACGUGGCGCGAGCCCAGGGUUUAGGCACCUGGUUCAGUAGGGUUCGGGGCUUCCUUGUGGACAUGGGCUGGCACCCCGAGAGCUCCACUGUUUUCACUUCUGGUCAGGCCCGUCUGGACUUCGAAGGGGACAGAGCAAGUUCCAUUGCCCACCGCAUCAGGGCGCAGUGGAGAAGCCAGCUCCUCGAGCAAUUCCGCGCCUCCGGGCGGAGGGACGCUACACAGCUGGCAGGAUGGAGGCCUGGAACUGCUUCGGUGCGCUUGGCGAUCAAGCUCUACCAAGCCGCGCCUGCUGAGAGAAAAGCGGUGCUGAGCGGCGCUGCUUGCAGCACGGCCUACUACCAAAAACGCCAGACUGGUGGUGCGGCCCAGCAGUGUGUUUGGUGUGGAGCAGCGGUGGCUGCCGACUGGGAACAUCUGGCAUGGCAAUGCAGUGCUAUGCUCGACGGUGCUGAACGACCUGCAAGGCCCACUGUGAUUACCCCGGGCACCUGGUGGCAUCUCCUGGACGAUGACAAGGACUCCCGUCGUCGCAAGGGUGACGAUGAUGACGGCUGCUGGCAUGGAAGUACCUCCACGUGGUGCCAGCGGGCCUCCAAUAGGGAGGAGCAGAACUUCACCGACAUGAUCAUGAUCAAAAAGAAGGACCCGACUUCGCUGGCCUCGGGGUCAGAGGAGCUGGUCGAAACUUGGUUUGAAGAAGAGGCUGCAUGCUCGGGGCAAGACGGCCUGCCGCAAGAAGAGGCCGAGGCCUCCAUGCGAGGAGACGUCACAGUGGGAGGAUUCGGUGGGCACUGUGGGUGCAUGUCACUGGAUCCGAUUCCAUCGGUUGUGGAGAAAGCCCAGAGGGCAAUCCUGGGCGGGAUGAUGUUGGUGCCGGCGGGGGAUUUGGCAGCUGCACUCAGGAGGUGUGCGCCGGGUGUGGAGAAUGCUCGGAUGGCCAACCCGGGCGGGAUGCGGAUGGUGCCGGUGGUGGACUCGGCAACUGCCCGCAGCGAGCGUGCAAGGGCCAUUUUGGCCGGAGUGACAGCGAUACUGAGGGGAAACAAGCCGGGGAACAUUGCACAUGUGAACCGCCCGGACGGCCAACCUGGGCGGGACGGAUGGGCGGAGGAAAUUGAGAUCCUGCGCGCAAGCUUGGUGCGGGCCGACGGCUCACUUCUUCCGGCCACGCACAACGUGGCAGCCCCGCGCGGCGGGGGUAGAGAUGAAGGGGCCUUCCUGCAAGCGCUCCAGCAGCUGGUGGCAACGUUUUGCGUUGACGGGGCACCAGCCGAUGCAAAAGGUCCUCCGAAAGGCGCAGGCAAGGCCGGCAAAGACAAGGGCAAAGGGGAAGGCAAGCCAGCCGCGGGCAGCAUUGACGAGAAGCAACUGCUGGCCGCGAUCACUAGGCUGUGCAGCGUCAUUGAAUCAGCUAAGGCCAUGGCUGAAGCUAGUGCCGUCAAGCAGUCCUUUUACACCAGCCGGGCCACACAAUCCAAGGCAGCAGGUGAUAGCAAGGCACAAGGUCAGGUGGAGCACAUUCUUGUCAAGAAUCCUGAUCAAGCCACAGCCCUGCGGGACAUGGCCAGGGUCAACGAGGUCCAAGGCAAGGUUGCCCUUCUCUGCCCAGGCGAGCUCGGCGAGGCAGCUAAGAAGUGCGACGUCACUUGUGUCAAGGGUGAACGCAGGGAGGUGAAGCAGUGGCACGCCGUGCCACUCACGCGGGAGGGCUGCCCUGAGCCUCCCGUGGUGAGGCGGCAGUCGUCAUUCAAGCCGCCCGCCCGAGACCUCCAGACACUGCGAGUGCAAGCGGCCAAGGCGUUCAUGCAUGACGAGGUCUGGCGCGCUUUGCAAGGUUGCCCUAGGGAGGUGGUCGGCAAGCUCUUAGGGGUCAAGCCUCACAAAGCUGAAGGAUGGAAGCUGGUGACUGGGAAGGAUUGCGACCCGUACUUCGUGGGGUACGUGACCUUUGUCACCACCGAGGCAGCCAAGGUGCUUGAGCAGUCGGGUAAGAACGGGCUGUUCUCCGAGCCGCUGGCCCGCGAUCAGGCGGCCCGGCCCAUGGUGCAAUGGGUCGACCCCGAGGGACUGGUAGGAAUUUCCUACUUACGCAAGUGCUUGCAAGCAGCGGCUGGCAAGGCCCUUGCGCUGCGCAAGGGACAAGGCUCCUGCUUAGGCAUCCGGGCCAGGAAAGGGGAGGCGGUCAAGGCCGUGAGCACAUGGCGAGUGCGGGGCGUGCCGCGCUCCUGGAGCGACGCCGACAUCGUGGAUGCCUUGCAAGGUGCUGCUUUCCUCAAUGUCACUGUGCUCGGCGAGGCACAGGGGAGCCGACCCUGGCUGGUUCGGGCCGAACUGGCCGAUGAUCGGGGUGAGCUGGCCAUGCUCGUGGAGGCCGGCGAUAAAACCCUCAGGAUAGAGCGCGUGGUGGGCCGCCAAAAGGCCGAGACCUUCCGAGAAAAGCAGUGGCAGCCACCUCGCAAAGGUCAAGGCAAGGCCCAAGGCAAAGGACGGACCGAUACUGGCAGCCCCGAGCCGGUGGACAACGCUGAAGCUAUGGCCGUUGAUGGCGAUGAGCAGGAGGAGCCUGGCCAAGCUGAUGCUACCAGCGUGGGCCGGGGACCUUCUGCAACCGAAGCGGAAGUCAAGCAGCCGGCCUCGACUGCCGACGAAGCCGCCACCGGUGAAGGCAAUGAUCGUGGGCCAAAACCCAGCCCAGCACCAAAGCGCCAGCGUGUUGCGCAGUGGGAGGAAAUCGAGUGUGGGGCGGCGGGGCACUGUUUCUACAACUGUGUCACCGCGGGCUUCGUCCUCAAGACCACGCGGACCGCCUUUGAGGACAUCAAAGAUGACUUAAAUGCCAAGGGGCGUGGCCUGCGCAGCCGCGUGGCCUCCUACAUUCAAGGGCACGAGGAGCGCUUCAAGCCGUUCUUCGAGCCUAGCUGUGUGAGCCCAGACUCGGCCGACCCGGAAGCCGAGGCGGCUCAUCUUCUCAUAGUUGAGGAUGGAACCCCCCCAGCCACAUGGCAGCAGUACCUAGAGGCAAUCUGGCGGCCUGCCAGAUGGGCCGAUGAAAUCAGUUUUCGGGCCGCUGCUGCCUUGCUGGGAAUUUCCUUGCAGCUGGUGUGCGGUAGGUUGGAUAAGCCUGACCAGGUGCUUUCCUAUGUUAACCCUAAGUCGGCUAUCACCCUCUACCUGCGAUACUCCCUUGGGCACUACACUCUCCUUCUUCCGAAGGGAGACAAGCUGCCUGACUACAUCCGUCAGGAGGCCGUUGCGCAAACUGCCUCUCAGACUUUUGCCCCCCGUGGGGGAGGCAAACGGCAGCAAAGCACUGUGGGCCUUGGCCUUGACGCCAUGGACGAUUCCUGGAUCCCUGCACAUGUCUCCUCCGAGGAAGAGGGUGCACCACGGAAACCUGCCACCUCCCCUGACAAGCCAAGGCCAACACCUGCCGGGAGCAGGGGCCAACGUACUCAGCAUGCUGGCCCAGCCAAGAGCCAGCCACGGCAACGCAAUGAUAAAGGCAAGCGCCGGUCCUGCCAACUCGCAAAGCAGCGCAGCCAGCGCAUGAAGGGUGUCUCCCUUGCAGUCAGCAAGGCCCGCCAAAAGCACUGCACGGUCGGCCGACGCAAGCAGUGGACCUGCAAUGUCUGCGACGUGGUGAUCAAAGCAGGCUCCAUGAGACAGCUCUCGAUAGGCCGAUAUGGACACAUCAAGCGAGUUCAUCCGCGAGUGCCGCUCGACCGGUUCACUGACGUCCGGUCGUACAUUCCGGUAACGCCGACCGUCUUGGACGUGGACCAGCCUGCCUGGAUGUGUGCAUGGUGUCACACUUUCUUGCCAAGAUUGGACACACCAUAUGCUUUGAAUAAGUCAGCCAAAGCCCAUCUUAAGCGCUGUGUCCUCGCUCCUGGUGGGGCCACCCUGUCACAAAACCUCAGGGAAAUAUUGACGGCGGAAGGCAUUGAGCCUCCGGCCCGGGCUGCCGAUCUGUGCCAGACCUUUGGGAGGAAGAUAGACCUUGAGCAAUACAGGCCGGCUGCCAAGGAGCUCAAGGAACUGACUGCAGAGCGCCAGCGGGACACCUCACUGCCAGUGCGCCGCGCCCUGGCGAGCCGGAGCUGCGUCAUGGGCGGCAGCCAGCAAGUACAGUGCAAGAAGAGACGGAGCGCUUCCCAGGCGCCAGCCUCAAGCGCCCCCGGCCAUUUCCACCACGCCCUGCGGUCUGCGCCGGGGGGAAUGGCUCCAGGCAAAGACCUCACCACGGAAGCCGGUCAUCGAUUUCGUGUGGCGCUCAAGCCCCCGCCUCAGGACGGCGGCUGGGUGCGAGACCUUACGGCCGAGAACAUCGAGCCCAACCCCGGGCCAUCCACAACUGUCUCUCGAAAGCUGAGUGUGACCACCUGGAAUGCACAAGGUCAUGGCAACAUUUUCGAAGCUUUGGCGGUCAUGCUCUUUCGCGGAGCUGACGUGGUCCUGCUGCAAGAGGUCAACCUCUCGGUUGAGAAGCGCAAGGAAAUCAUCAUUGCAGCCUCUGCCAGGGGAUAUCACUCGUUUUCUCCGAGUCCACGGCCGGCACCGACAGCACGGGUCGGGAACUGCAUCGAGGAGGUGGGGAAUGCAAGGGUCAACGGCGUCUUUGAGACUCUGUGUGUGCGGCUUGGGUGCUUUGGCCUCCUUGUCAACUGCCACCUCAAGCCACGAGGGGAUUGGCAGCAGUGCCGGGUUCACUUGGAAGAGCUCCAGCAAUCUGAGGACCGUGUGCUGCUUGGGGGCUUCAACCUUCUCCCCACCGAGGUGCAAGUUGCCGGUAUGGGCCACCCCACGGCACCCCGCGAUAGCCAGGGACACUACAAGCCCACCCGGGUCGACGGGCACCGUUGCAUCGACUUCUUCCUCGGCAAGAGUGUUGGCCUAGGCGAGGCCCAGUGUGACUGCGAGACGCUAAGCGAUCACUUGCCUGUCAGUGUUGACAUCACCGUGCCAUGUGAGACACGGGAGCAGCUCCUCCAGCUGCGCCCCACCACCUUUUACGGGUUACCUCGAGAAGCCACUGAUGAAGAGUUCACCCAGGGGCAACACGAGUAUUGGCAGCAGCAGCCCAUGCUACCCGACCUGGGUGACACCGAAGCUGAGUGGCAGUGGUUUUGCCAAACAGCCGAACAAGCCUGCCGGCACGCCACUGCCAAGUACGAGAGCAUCCGCGAUCCCCCUCACCGCAGGCCCAAAGGAUCCGGGUAUAGCACCAUUGAACGUGCUGCCAUAAACCGAGGCGGCUCCGAGGCGCAUGCUUUUCAGAUGCGUAGGCUGCUCAAGCUGCAGGGGAGGGUACGUGAAUGGCAGAGGCAAGCACGCCUCGGCACCGACACCACGGUGCUCAAAACUUGCGUGCGGCGCACUUGGCUGCAGCAGUGCGGCGAGCUCCCUGAGUCCCCUGCUGAGGCGGAACAUGCCAUCACUGCCAGCAUUGCUGAGGUCCAGGCCACUCAAGCCCGAGAAGCCAUCCAUAGAUGGCAGCAAAGAUUGGCCUCGCGCGGCAAAGAAGCUACACGUUGGCUUAAAGGCAAAAAGCGCCGCAUUACUGGCGUCACCGGCACGGUGCCGGGACAACCUCAGGGUGUGCUCUCGACAGCUGCCAGCCUCGAGCACAUCCAUGCCUUCUGGAAGAAGAUCUGGGAACGACCCGGGGUGCAGCGCAGCCAGGCUCUGCAGGCUUGGCGUAGGCACGGGCUGCAUAGACGGUGCGACUUUCAGGCCUCUCAGGUGUGGAAGCCAGAGGCCUUGCAACGUGCCGCUGCCGCCAAAGCUAGUUCGGCUCAGGGCGUUGACGGCUGGAGGGGCGAUGAGGUCAAGUAUUGGCCCAAAGCCGCGUGGACCGUCUACUCCACUCUCCUGUGUCGCUGGGCCGCUCGAGGGCGGUUUCCCGCGGCUUGGCAGGCCAUGCGGCAGGUCCAGGUGCCCAAAGCUGAGGCGAGCGACCUCACAGGUGAGAUCGCGGCCAGUGAUCUACGGCCGAUCGUUGUGAUGUCGAUCUUGUGGCGAAUUGCUUCCUCGACGGUGGCAUCCAGCCCCCAGAUUCAGGCCUGGCAGCAGGAGGUGCUCACUCCUGAACAAUUUGGCGGCGUGCAUGGCAGACAUAUCCACCUCGGCCUUGGCAAGCUCGCUGGCCCACAUGCCCGCGGCCUGCCACUCACCAGCCUGGAUUAUGCUAAGUGCUUCGACUACGUGCACCCACAGCUUGCUUGCGACGUGCUGGUAGAAGCAGGAUUCCCGCCAGUUGUAGUCCGGAUGCUCAGGCAUACCUGGACCCAGACCCGUUACCUCGAGUUGAACGGCUGCACUCAGGUCAGUGGGCACCAGGUCGAGGCCUCGCUUCCCCAAGGCGACGGCCUUGCACCCUUGGCCCUCAACGUGUUGAUGUCAGCGCCAAGCCGCCAGAUUGCCGACAGGUUUGGGGAUAGGCUCCAGCAAUGCAUCUUCCUCGACGACAGAGCAUUUACUACCGAGGCCCGCCUGGUCCCGGAAGUUCUACAAGCUUGGCAGUGGUGGUCGGAACAGUUUGGCCUUCGAGAAAACAACGGCAAACGCGCCAUCGUGUGCGCCCGAGGCCUAGCUGCGGAUGCAUUGCGCAGGGACGGCCUUGGCCAAUGGCUCAAGCAACAGACAAGGGUACUGGGCGUGGACUUCACUUCGAGCCCAGCGGUGCCACGCGUCACCAGUGCCAACCGCUUCGCCGAAGCGCUGAGGCUCGGCCGGAAGCUGCUCGCCAGGAGUAUUGCUUUGGAUGUCCGUCGUGACCUCUGGAGAACGCGAGUGGUGCCAUUACCCUGA